AUGGAUACCGUCGAAUCAGCAGCCAAGCUCCGUUCUGACUUCCUUGAAGUUCUUCAUAGUCGCCGUUCUCCUGUAGUUCCACUUCAGAGACUACAUGCACUUCAGACACUACCUGCAAAACGCGUGGUGGAACCCUUAUAUCAGGGAAUACCGAUUGACUUUGAGGUAAUGAAAUCCUACCCGGAAGCACUGCUCAAUGAAGAAAACUUCUACUUACCCACUGAGGAAGGAGAGCAAGGGCGACUGCCUUGGCUACGCCCUUCACUUGAGGAUUAUGCUUCACGUGGAUAUAUUGCAAUUGCCAUUGAUUCUCGUUACCAUGGAGAACGUGCCAAAACCCACACCGCCUAUCAAGAUGCUCUUGUUUCAUCAUGGAAAAGAGGUGAUACAAUGCCAUUUAUAUAUGACACGGUGUGGGACCUUUUAAAGUUGGCAGAUUAUCUAACCGCAAGAGAAGAUAUAGACCAUUCCAAGAUAGGAAUCAAAUUUUAA
This is a messenger RNA of Lactuca virosa, 492 nucleotides long. The record is from the annotation of a GenBank genome assembly. NCBI's taxonomy places the organism in Eukaryota, Viridiplantae, Streptophyta, Magnoliopsida, Asterales, Asteraceae.